Messenger RNA from Labeo rohita (rohu), 954 nucleotides. It is a transcript of the gene dusp22b, whose product is annotated as dual specificity phosphatase 22b. The transcript is spliced from 7 exons. Lineage: Eukaryota; Metazoa; Chordata; Actinopteri; Cypriniformes; Cyprinidae. The record is from RefSeq and is a predicted model, not a curated record. Gene Ontology annotation, molecular function: protein tyrosine/serine/threonine phosphatase activity. Gene Ontology annotation, biological process: positive regulation of JNK cascade; transforming growth factor beta receptor signaling pathway; protein dephosphorylation. The coding region runs from base 149 to 703 and encodes 184 amino acids. Gene Ontology annotation, cellular component: cytosol.
GGCUCGUCAAGGAACUCGACUCAUCCGAGCGUGUGGACUCUGGACUGCAACAUAGUUCGAUGUGAGCGCGAAUAGCGAUUAAAAACUGUCGAUACAAGCCUCGUUUCAAACGGACUCCUGAAACACUAGCCAGUGUAAACACUGUGGCAUGGGAAACGGAAUAAAUAAGGUUCUGCCAGACCUGUACUUGGGUAAUUUCAAAGAUGCCAGAGACAGGGAGCAAUUAGCCAGAAACAACAUCACACACAUCCUCUCCAUCCAUGACACCGCUGCGCCCAUGUUACAGGAGAUGACUUAUCUUUGUAUCCCAGCAGCAGAUUCACCCACGCAAAACCUAAUUCAGCAUUUUAAGCAGAGUAUUAAGUUCAUGCACGACUCCCGACUGAAAGGCGAGGGCUGUCUGGUUCACUGUCUGGCCGGCGUGUCGCGUAGCGUGACCCUGGUGGUGGCGUACGUCAUGACCGUCACGACUCUGGGAUGGCGGGAGGCUCUGGCUGCGGUGAAGGUGGCGAGACCUUGUGCUUCACCCAACAUGGGCUUCCAGAAUCAGCUGCAGGAGUUUGAGACCAACCAUCUACAGCAGUUCAGAGAAUGGCUGAAGGAGGAGUACAAGGAAAACACCUUUAAUGAUGAGGAGGACGUCCAUAACCUGUUGGCACAGAUUCCCAGCGUCUCGGCACAGGAGAACGAGGACUUUGAGUAAAACUGAUACAUCAGACAAACCAUUCCUCAGAGACUCGUGUCGUGAUGACUGUUAUCUGGGAUAAGAAACGUCAUCAUGCGACACGGGAUUGUUUGUGUUAUGGCACAGCACUGUUUAUUAACUUAUGGACACUUUUUGUAAAUAAGACAUAUUCAAGGUUUUAAUGUUUACUACUGAUGCCAUGUUAAAAGCACAUUUGCAUUUUGUUGUUCGGUCUUUACAGCUGUAUUAUAAAAACUGAUUUAUACUAG